This is a messenger RNA of Olea europaea var. sylvestris, 1901 nucleotides long. Its product is annotated as serine--tRNA ligase, chloroplastic/mitochondrial. NCBI's taxonomy places the organism in Eukaryota, Viridiplantae, Streptophyta, Magnoliopsida, Lamiales, Oleaceae. Bases 269 to 1777 code for a protein of 502 amino acids. Gene Ontology annotation, molecular function: ATP binding; serine-tRNA ligase activity; tRNA binding. The transcript has 10 exons. Gene Ontology annotation, biological process: mitochondrial seryl-tRNA aminoacylation. The record is from RefSeq and is a predicted model, not a curated record. Gene Ontology annotation, cellular component: mitochondrion.
UACAUAUUUCAAUUCCUUAAGUAGAGGCACCCUAAUUUUCUCUUGGAGGAAAAUAGCAUCAGAAAUAGUUGAGACUCGGAUAAUAUGGCCCCGAUCUACUGGUGCAGACCGUGCUAAACCUCAAGAAAUGUAGGAACAGUACACAAAAUAAAUGUGGCCCAAUCAUAUGAGGCCCAAUUUAGCCUCAAAAUUCCCAUCAUUUUUUGUCAUUUCAAACAAAUUCAUCACCGUCUAACACGGAGUCGAAUUGAACGCAUAACCAAAAGGCAUGGGACUGCAAUGGUGUUUGAGCAGUACCCUUAAACUCUCCCCACUUUCCAUUCUCAGACCCAUUUCCCAAUCCACCAAAAUCCCACUCCGGCGCUCGCUCCUCGUCAGAGCCCUUUCCGCAGCCACCGUACCAACCACAAUUGCCUCCGCUAUCACCCCAGAUGAUUACAGAGUUGUAAAGGCGCCUCAAUGGAAAGCGGCAAUAGAUUUUAAGUGGAUAAGAGAGAACAAGGAGGCCGUUGCAGCCAACGUCAAGAACCGUAACUUCAAUGCUAAUAUUGACCUUGUUGUUGAGCUUUAUGAUAAAUUAAUGAAUGUUCAAAAGGAAGUUGAAGGGCUUCGAGCAGAGAGAAAUGUCGUUGCGAACAGAAUGAAGGGAAAACUGGAACCCUCCGAGCGUCAAAAACUUGUAGAAGAAGGUAAAAAUCUCAAGGAAAGGCUUGUUACCCUGGAAGGAGAUCUUCUCAAACUCACCGAUGAGCUCCAGCAGGAAGCACAAUGUGUGCCAAAUAUGACACAUCCAGAUGUUCCAGUAGGAGGAGAAGACUGUUCUACUAUAAGAAAAAUGGUUGGCAAACCUCGUGAAUUUAGCUUCUUUGUGAAGGAUCAUGUACAGCUCGGAAAAGAUUUGAACAUAUUUGAUUUUGAUGCUGCUGCUGAGGUAAGUGGGUCAAAAUUCUAUUACCUGAAGAAUGAAGCUGUUAUGUUAGAGUUGGGCCUCAUAAACUGGGCUGUGUCAGAAGUUAUGAAAAGAGGUUUUACACCUCUUACAACCCCAGAAAUUGUCCGUUCUUCUGUGGUGGAGAAAUGCGGUUUCCAACCCCGUGGAACAAAUACUCAGGUUUACUCCAUUGAGGGUAGUGAUCAAUGCCUUAUAGGCACUGCAGAGAUUCCAGUGGGGGGGAUCCAUAUGGAUUCCAUUAUUCCUGAGUUAUCAUUACCUUUAAAAUAUGUGGCUUUCUCCCAUUGCUUUCGUACAGAAGCUGGUGCUGCAGGUGCUGCAACUAGGGGCCUUUAUCGAGUUCACCAAUUUAGCAAGGUAGAGAUGUUCAUAUUAUGCCGACCAGAGGAAAGUAAUUCAUUCCAUAAAGAACUAAUUGAAAUUGAAGAAGACCUCUUCUCAUCAUUGGGACUUCAUUUUAAAACUCUGGACAUGGCAACAGAGGAUUUGGGUGCACCAGCGUAUCGUAAAUUUGACGUGGAGGCCUGGAUGCCUGGAUUGGGACGUUACGGUGAGAUAUCAAGUGCCUCUAAUUGUACAGACUACCAAAGCCGGCGGUUAGGCAUUCGAUAUCGUCCAGAAUCAUCGGUUCCUCCUAAAAAGGGUAAAGGCAGUUCUGCGUCAACACAGUUCGUCCACACGCUAAAUGCGACGGCUUGUGCAGUUCCGAGAAUGAUCGUAUGCCUGCUUGAGAAUUACCAGCAACAAGAUGGUUCUGUUGUCAUACCCGAGCCAUUAAGGCCUUUCAUGGGUGGACUUGAGAUUAUUACCCCAAAAUCUAAAUAGGGUGUUAAUUUGAUCUUUCUCAUAUUAUUGUAUUAUUUAUUUUGAUUAGAUUUUGUCAAGAAUUGUAGCCAUAUAGUGCAUAAAACGAUUCAAAUUUAACUUAAGUGCUAAUUUAUUCUUCCCA